CACGUUUGACGUUGUUGGACUCUGGACCUCACCGGCGGGGAAGUUAGCAAACCAGAGAAACACAGUUUUCACCAGAAUACUGCGGUUUAUUCAGGUCAGAGAUGGCUCUCACACAAGUGUCCUCCAACAAGUGUGCUGGUGGCUUCCAGAAGGUCUUUGAACAUGACAGCACUGAGCUCAAGUGUAAGAUGAAGUUUGCGGUGUACCUGCCUCCGAAGGCUGAGAGCGGCAAAUGUCCCGUCAUGUUCUGGCUGUCUGGUCUGACGUGUACAGAGCAGAACUUCAUCACGAAAGCUGGCAGUCAGCUUCCUGCUGCAGAGCACGGCAUCAUCAUCGUCGCCCCGGACACCAGCCCACGCGGCUGCAACAUCGAGGGCGAGGAUGAGAGCUGGGACUUCGGCACCGGAGCCGGUUUCUACGUGGACUCCACGCAGGACCCCUGGAAGACCAACUACCGCAUGUACUCCUACGUCACCGAGGAGCUUCCCAAACUGAUCAACGCUAACUUCCCCACCGACCCGGACAGGAUGUCCAUCAGCGGCCACUCCAUGGGCGGCCACGGGGCGCUCAUCUGCGCCCUGAAGAACCCUGGGAAAUACAAGGCUGUGUCUGCGUUCGCUCCCAUCUGUAACCCUCUGCAGUGUCCCUGGGGACAGAAGGCCUUCUCAGGGUACCUGGGCUCCGACCGGUCCACGUGGGAGGCGUACGACGCCACGGCGUUGGCAGCGUCGUACUCCGGCCCUCAGCUCGACAUCCUCAUCGAUCAGGGCCGCGACGACCAGUUCCUGUCGGCCAGCCAGCUGCUGCCCGACAACCUGAUCGCCGUCUGCUCCGAGAAGAAAAUCCCCGUCGUCUUCAGACUGCAGCCGGGCUACGACCACAGCUACUUCUUCAUCUACUCCUUCAUGCACGACCACGUCAAGCAUCACGCCAAGUACCUGAACGCCUGAAGUGCCAGCAGAGAACGAAGCUCCGCUGCGUCGUCACAGCCUCUUCUGACGACUAUAAGAUUAAUCCUGUUUCCUGGUAACUCUGUCAUAAAAUAAGUCGACUUCAGAUCAGAGCUAAAACUUCUCCUUUAACACUUGUUUUGGCUGGUUGGGUCAGAGGCACAGUUGUCAGACAGUAUUUGUUAAAUAUCAGAUGAAAUGUUGACUUCCUGUUGUGGCCGACUUUUCAGAAUAAAAGCCUCAGUGGUU
Molecule: messenger RNA, 1199 nt
Organism: Chelmon rostratus (copperband butterflyfish)
Lineage: Eukaryota; Metazoa; Chordata; Actinopteri; Chaetodontiformes; Chaetodontidae
Gene: esd
Product: esterase D/formylglutathione hydrolase
Exons: 9
Coding region: 102-950 (282 amino acids)
Biological process (GO): formaldehyde catabolic process
Cellular component (GO): cytosol
Molecular function (GO): S-formylglutathione hydrolase activity
Source: RefSeq, a predicted model, not a curated record